Molecule: messenger RNA, 2701 nt
Organism: Protopterus annectens (West African lungfish)
Lineage: Eukaryota; Metazoa; Chordata; Ceratodontiformes; Protopteridae
Gene: ANKRD13A
Product: ankyrin repeat domain 13A
Exons: 15
Coding region: 349-2121 (590 amino acids)
Cellular component (GO): cytoplasm
Molecular function (GO): protein binding
Source: RefSeq, a predicted model, not a curated record
GACACGGGAGGGACGUGUUUAUGAAACAAGCAGAAAAUCUAAUAAUUUUUUAUCCAGUGUAUUUAAGAUUAAUAUAUUACAUGUUUAUAAAUUAAAGUUGUACAUAAUUUGCAAACACGGCCGGCUAAGUAAUUGUAAUGACGUAUUGUAUGACCAAGUGUUAAACUGUGUUCCCCUACUCGUGAUGAUGAUAGUUUUUACCUGUCACUUCCCUGUUUUGAAAAGUUUUCUGUAUGUUUCCUGUCAAUAGUUUUAGUUUUCUUUUGUAAAAAGUUUCAAGAAGGGAAUUAUUUGCCUCGAAUUCCCUUGGAAUCAGCUGGAAAAGAACCUGCGUCAAUCCAACUGAAUAUGUGCUCACCAGAAGACAUCAAGAUACAUUUUCCACUUCACAUCUUAGUUUGGAACAAUGAUCACAAUAAAGUGGACAGAGAGAUUAAAAAGCACAAUAUUGAAGCAGUUGAUUGUCGAGGUCGUACCCCUUUGCAUCUUGCAGUAUCACUUGGUCACAUUGAGUCUGUCAGAGUUUUACUUCGGCACGGUGCAGAUAUCACAAAAGAAAACAAAAGAGGAUGGACGGUUCUUCAAGAAGCAGUAAGUACAGGGGAUCCUGAACUUGUAGAGCUGGUACUGCAGCACCGUGAUUAUCACAAAGCAUCCACAGCUUUAGGGGGUGUUCCAGAACUGUUGAGUAGGAUAAAUGAGGGUUCAGAUUUUUAUUUGGAGAUGAAGUGGGAAUUUACCAGCUGGAUCCCACUUGUUUCUCGACUGUGUCCUAGUGAUAUCUGCAGGAUAUGGAAGAGUGGUGCUAAACUACGGGUUGAUGCCACUUUACUGGGCUUUGAAAACAUGAGCUGGAUAAGGGGCAGACGCAGCUAUAUUUUCAAAGGGGAAGGUAAUUGGGCUGAACUUAUUGAAGUGAACCAUGAUGAAAAAGUGGUUGACACAGAACGUUUUGACAUCUCACAAGAAAUGAAAGAUGUCACCCUGGACUCUAUGCAGCCGGCAAAAAAAGAAGUAGCAAGGCGUCUCACAUCUCCUGUCAUAAGCACAUACCUCGAUACAAAGGACAUUGCUUUUGAAAGGAAUAAGUCAGGAUUUUGGGGCUGGAGAUCAGAUAAAACAGAAGUAAUUAAUAGUUACGAAGCUAAGGUAUACACUGUAAAUAAUGUGAAUGUCGUAACAAGAACAAGAACAGAGCACCUGACAGAGGAAGACAAAAAGAAGUAUAAAGCUGACAGGACUCCAUUUGAAUCACUGAUUGGAACUGUGGAACAGGAAUUUGGAGCAAGCAGGAACCUCACAACAGAGUUUGCAUUGGCAAACAAUCCUACCGCUAUCACAGCUGAGGAAUAUUUUGACCCUGAGUUUGAUCUCAAAGACAGAGACAUUGGAAGACCUAUAGAACUUACGAUCAGAACACAAAAAUUCAAGGCCAUGCUGUGGAUGAGUGAAGAUUACCCACUUUCUCUUGUGGAGCAGGUUACUCCAAUUAUUGAUCUGAUGGCUAGAACUAGUGCUCACUUUGCAAGGCUUCGGGAUUUCAUUACAUUAAAUUUCCCUCCAGGAUUUCCUGUGAAAAUUGAAAUACCCCUGUUUCAUAUACUGAAUGCACGGAUUACUUUUGGAAAUUUGAAUAAAUGCAGCACAGAUGAAGAGCCUUCAAAAAAUCCAACAGAAGCCACUGAAUCUCCACAGCAAAAUUCAGCUUCCAGCACUACGUUUGACGUACAUCCAUCAGUGUUUGAGAUAGCUCCAUCUUACCACAUCCGACAUAAUGGAAGGAACAUGCCACCACGUGACGAAGAUGAACUAAUGCAGUUUGCAAUUCAGCAGAGUCUUUUAGAGUCAUCAUCUGAUGUUUAUCAGGAAACAGAUGGAGCAUUUCCUAAUGGAACUCUUUCUUCUCAGAAUGUCAUGGACAGCUGUGUAGUCCAAAAUGGUAUAUUGACCCCUGGUUCUCAAAACAUCCAGUCAAGCAGUAGCCAUUCUCACGACUAUGAGAAAGAUUUGCAGUUAGCAAUGGAACUUUCUACUAAAGAAAAAGAACAACAAGAGAAACAGCGUAGUGAAGAAGAAGCCGAACUUCAGAGGAUUUUGCAGUUAUCACUCACAGAAAAAUGAAAACAAAACAACUACAGAUUGUAGUGAUGUAUUUUAUCUUUCACAGAUGCAAUUAUAUAAAAAAGCGUUUAUUUUUUAAAUACCAGCUAUAGUAUAUAUUUGUCACAUGAAAGCACAAUCAUAAAAUGUGAUUGCUCCAGGAAUGUCACAGAUUUGAUUGCCAAUACAUUUUUCCUAAGCUUUAGAAACACGAUUUUUCUUGAAAAAUACUUUAGUCAAAUAUUGCUGUUAAUGUACAUGGGAAGUGAUAUCAUUCACUCUCUGAAAAUCUGAAGAAAUUUAUAGCUGGUUGAAGAAAUGUGAGGUAAAUUAUGAGUUUUGUUAUUUGUAUGUCUGGUGUUAAAGUUGAAGAAUUGCCAUCUUGAGGCAGUACUGUUUAACUUUUUACAGUCUUAUGAGAAUUUUAUCUGAAGGCCAUUUCAUUUUUUUUUUCAAAUGCUAUGCUCAUUUUUUUUUUAAGUGAUGUUGUCUUCCAGUACCUGACUCACUGUCUUAGUGCAGAAGAAUAUGUGCUUUGAUGCUGGCAUCAUAAAGUUCAUAUAAAGUUAAUUUAUUAAAAAUAAAUUACAGUUAUAUUAUA